This is a messenger RNA of Colletotrichum phormii, 861 nucleotides long. RefSeq lists its product as uncharacterized. The transcript is spliced from 6 exons. Bases 1 to 861 code for a protein of 286 amino acids. The record is from RefSeq and is a predicted model, not a curated record. NCBI's taxonomy places the organism in Eukaryota, Fungi, Ascomycota, Sordariomycetes, Glomerellales, Glomerellaceae.
AUGUCUCGCUUGCCUCCAGCCGAAAAGCUACCCCUCGCAGUCCCGAAGAACAUCCGCGAUGAGUGGGAGAGCAAGAAGGAAGACCUCCAAAAGGAGCUCUCUGACGUCCUGGGCGCCGAGUGGACGCUCAAGGACAUCAAUCCCAGCGCGCUCUACCCUUACGCCGUGGACGGCUACGCCAAAGAGUCCCUAGGAAGCUGCAUUGAACAAUACGUCUCCUCGGCAAUCUACAACCUCAAAUCCUUCGCCUCCACCUACGGCGAAGACGGCAAAUCCGAGCUCAACUCCAUCUGCCACGCCCGCUCCCUCCUCAUCGACCUCGACGACCGCCCCAAGGACGCGCGCGUCUCCUACUGCGGCGUCCUCGUCAAGGAAGGCGGCGCGCUGGCGCUCGUCUUCUCCGAGGGCAACCUGGGUACCAACGUCAACUACGCCAUCGAGACGCAGGGUCUCCUGAGCGCCUUGAAUGCUGCGCCGCCCGCACCGGGAUCCGCCGCGGCGAUGAGUUUUGCGGCGCGUGCUUCUAAGUUGGCGGAUAUGCUCGAGAAGCCUGAUGUUGUGCUGUGUCCCAACUUUGAGGCGAAUUUCGAAAAGAUCAAGGCGGCGGCGGGGAAGAAGGGUAGCGAGGGGUUGGUGUAUCAGAUGAGUUAUCAAAAGUUUGGGGAUGAUGAGAUGUUGAGGGAGGGGUUCAAUGAGGCUGUUGAGAAGGGGGAGAUUCACUUCCGGAUUGUGGAUAAGAUGGCGUAUGCGACGUAUGGGGAGGUUGUGUUGGAGGAUGGGGCGAUUUAUGUUCAGACUCAAGCGCAUAACUUUGGGACGAACGUCGAUUACGCGGCAGAGAAGAUCUUGGACCAGCUCUAG